Molecule: messenger RNA, 4327 nt
Organism: Pecten maximus
Lineage: Eukaryota; Metazoa; Mollusca; Bivalvia; Pectinida; Pectinidae
Exons: 8
Coding region: 61-2586 (841 amino acids)
Biological process (GO): signal transduction
Molecular function (GO): protein binding
Source: RefSeq, a predicted model, not a curated record
AUAUUUUGAGUUCAAUCUUCUUAUUUGUUCUAUAUUUUCAAACAAACAGAUACCUUCAACAUGUAUUUGGCAAGUUUUAAAGGCAGUAGAGAAAAAUAUCGACACAUACGUGUAGUAUUUACCGGCCGAGAUGGGGCCGGUAAGACGACAAUAUGCCGUCGUCUUAGGCAGGAAAAUGUCAACCUCAUGUCGCGCGACCCAACUAAGGGGGCUGUUUUACAUCCAAUGUGGUGCAGUAUCAAAGGAAAUAAAUGGGAACACACUAGUUCCAAUUCGAUAGUUGAAACUAUACAAACACGUAUGUCAGCCGUGAUGAAGAAAACGGUUUCAGGAUAUAAACGUGAUGUGUCGACAGAGUCCAGACACAGUGACAGUCAUAACGAGCCUUUCCUGUCGUUGUGGGAUAUGGGUGGACACAUGUCUUUUCAGGCAUCACACAAUAUUUUUCUAUCGCCGCACGGUGUAUACCUUAUUGUCUUCAGACUCACAGAUUUUCUCAGAGACAAGCUGGAAACUGAUCGACUCAAAAAGUGGAUCCGAUUGAUUGGAACAUUUUCAUCAGACGAAUUGAAUGCCCCAAACCGCACACAAAGGAUACUAGCACCUCCGCUAAUUUUCGUUGGCACAUUUCUUGAUGAGCUAAAGAAAACAUCCAAGGACUAUAACAAACAGAUAGAACACAUCAGGAAGAGCAUCACAAAAUUUCCAGAAUUGUCAACACUCCACUAUGUUAAGUUCUGUACCCUCGACAACAGCCUCGGCAAUGAUGAUGCAGAGCUAGAAACAUUGCGAGGAUUCAUAACAGAAGCAGCGAAACACCAGGAUCAGUGGGAGAGAGAGAUUCCUACUACGUGGUUAAAGUUUGAACUGGAACUAUUCAAAGCCAGGGAACAAGGAACAAGAAUACUUAAACUGGCGGAGGUGACUGAAAUGAAUGAAACAUCCGAGGCCCCAUUAAAGGAUGAAGAUGAGAUCAAACUUGCCCUGGAGUACCUUCACUGCACAAGGUCUGUGAUAUAUUUCCGGGAAUUCGACUUUGUCAUCACUGACCCCCAGUGGCUUGCUGAUUUCUUCAGCAUCCUCCUUACCGAUGCCCAGUUUCUUCCAACGAAUGAUCUGCUGCUAAACCGAGACUUGGAGUUGUACAUUUCAAAGGGCGAGUUAACCCAGAACUUGAUUGAAGGUCUUCUCUGUAUGAAAAAGAACGAAGCGUUCGCUCCCUUCAAAACAGUUCUCCUUGCUCUGAUGGAAAAGUUUGGAUUGAUAGUGAAAAUACUGCUAUCGAAAACCGCCACAAAAGGUGCACAAUUCAGCGAAACGUAUACCAUUCCCAGCAAACUUAUGGAGCUACAAGACAUCGAUGGCCUUACUGAUGAAGUCAAAUCCCUCAAGCGCAGAAAUCGCGCUGUCUCUAAAACGUUAUGUUUCGUAUUUGAUGACGCCUACGUACCAUACGAGCUUUUCCAUAGAACAUUUGCACGGGUUCUGAGGAAGUAUAGAACCACUUCAUUGACAACACAAUGCUUCGGGGAAGCGGCAGAAGGUAGCGAGUCGACGACAGAGAAUACACAUUGUCUCUAUAUGGAUUUUGGAUGCUUUGAGGUCGACGACCUAACCAGAAUGAUCUUGUCCCUGCACGCAGAGAGGUCCACCAUAGCCGUGACAGUGUUCAGUCCAACGGAAUCUAUGCUUCCUGCCAAUUCUGGUAAACGUGUUAGGCUCUCUAUCGAAGAUAUUCUCCAGGAAACACUUCAAAUGAGUAACCAACAACACUUCCAGUACUCACGCCAACUACACUGCAACUUCCACCUGAGUCCUUACGAUACCCCAGUACAGCUGUACGGCAUUAUCAACGCAGAAAGGGGCGUGCCCUGUAAAGGCGGAGAAUGUCAAGGACAACAUUGUCUGUCAAAAAUAGACGCUGACUAUUGGGACGUCACAGAGGAUGUAAAGACACAAGACAAAAACAGCAUCGCAGAAAGAAGGCCGACUCCCCGGGAACUUGGUCGUCUGUCACAACUAGUCGAUGUAUCUUCCUGUGAGAUGUUGUUUAUUGAGCUUGGCAUGACCUAUCCACAAAUCGAGCAUGCCAAGAAAGAUUCGCAUGCCCUGGCGUCAAUCACACUGGUCACCAAGAUGUUUCUACAAUGGACAAGCCUCUACCCGAAUCAGACGUUCCAUGACGUCAAAAGGGCCAUGGAAAAUGUUAAAAUGGCAACGGAUCGCAUCGCUGAGGUUAUAGGAACGAACGUGAAAUCAUCUUGUCAAGGUAUUGUUCCAAAUGAAGUCUGCAUCAGAGUCCCAUCUGAUGAUGAAAUAACACAAAUUGUUGAAACUAUUGACAAGAAGUUCUUUAACCUGUGUCUGGAGCUCGGACUAUUGCCUCCGGUUAUAGAUCAACAUCGGUGCCAGCAUAGCAUCUUCCAGGAAAUGAUGGUUGCUCUUCUUCGAUGUUGGAUAAUGAAAUACAAGCAGCAAGCAACCAUAGGCAGGUUGUUGACAGCGAUGGAGGUGUGUCAGAUGGACUGGCAUACAGCGGCACAAAUCUGGUCACAAUCUCAAGAGAAGCCAGGACACGAAGUUUGAAAUGUUUCAUUUCCUAAGUCAAGGAAUAUUGACAAAACGUAUUGUCCUUACAUGUUGUACAACUCUUAAUAAACUUUGGUAAAAACGGAGAAACCAUACAUAGAUCAAUGAUAUAUCUAAGACUCUCAAAGAAAGAAGGUUCACAAUGUGAUCGUACGGAAGCUCUGCCAGAUCAGUGACGGUGUUAAGUAACCAAUGCGUAUGGCAUUAUGUUCAGUGUGAAUUUAAACUCACAAUCAGACAUUGAAUUAUCCCACCUUCUAAUUGGUGGCAAAAUAAUGUAUGGACCAAAUACAUCAAUUUAGAGUUAACAUUUGUCUGGCAUCAGUCAACACUAUUUCGAUCAAAAAUGCUUAAGACAUAUUUCCAAUGAUUGCUGAAUUUUGUGUAUAUAGUUAAACGCAACACACGGUCAUGGCCAUGGCUGAGAAAGGUAUUGGUAACACAUUUAAUUUUCGUAAUUAAUGAAAAGUCUUAGUUUUAUGAUUUAGAAUAAAAAAAAUCGCCUGGUAUAUGUUCCAUCAGUGAUUUUUCAGUUAUAGUUGGUUCAACUGAUGAUGCGCUUCUCUAAUAAUGGGCAAAUAAAGAUAAUGCUACUUAUUAUAAAGAUCGUGAUUGUAAUAAGAUCAGAAUAAAUCAGCAAAAUGAAUAGUUGUUUAUUAUCAAAUUAGAAAUGCAAGAAAGGAAUGAAUAUAUAUAUAUAUAUAUAUUUAUAUUUGACCGCCUUCUGUAUGUCUGUUGCUCUAAACCCAGGAAGCUAAUAUUUUCCAUAUUUACGUUUUAUUCCAUUUGUAUACAUUUGGAACAGUUUUUUUUAUGACAUAUAGAUUAAAUUUGUAUUUUUAGCAUGGCUCAAUUGCAUUAUUAUCAUGUUUUGUUUGCUCUUCACAACAAAGGACGACAUCAUAAAAUUAUGAAAGUUUAAUAAUUUACGAGAGAGAGUAGAGGAUUAGAGGAAUUUUAUUCUAAUUUCAGUUACGUUUUUUUUUUAUCUAUGUAUAUGUUGCUUUACAUAUUAAUUUUUAAGUCCCCUUCCGGUGAAACCGGGCUGGUUUCUCUCCAUCUGUCAGUCAGUCUGUCUGUCAGUUCACUCAGUUGUCAAGGUCGUUGUUAUUACUUUUAGCAGGGGCCGGAAGGGGACAUGGAUUGCUUUAGCAAACUUUCAGAAUGCUUGUUAUCAAACAAAUUCUGUAUUCUUACAUGUACCACGCUAUUCAGAGUCCGAAAUAAAUAUUGUUUUAGAAUGGGGUAACUUUCUUCCAGAAUUAUCAGAAUCUGUUAUACAAAUUGUUCAUUGAGCUAAAAUGGAGUUACCUCUCUUUUUGUUUCGUAACAAUUGGUUUUCAAAAAAAAUACAAACGGAUUUUUUUUGGACGAUUUUACAAAAUCUGCCAUCAUGACCUCGGAAGACGUAUUCACCCAUAUUGUCUCGAUGGAAAGACAGUACACCAUGCAGUUUGUAGAACUAAAUAUUAUAUUUUAUUUCUUUAUGUGAAGAUGUCUAUAUUCACUUUAUUAUUAAAUGUCAUUAAGUGAAGCUUAACCCAAUCAUCUUGACAUCAAUGAUUGCUAGUUUUUAUUUCUUGUUUUAUUCAUGCCAAUCAUUACAACAGUAAUCGUUGUAUUAUUAAUAAUCUCUUUAUUGAUUUGUAUUGUUUUGUAUUUAACGUGCAUAAAUAACAAAUAAUUGAUUUUUUUGUACUUGAUUAUUUGAUUAAAGGUUUUGAUUUCGAUAAAAAUA